Messenger RNA from Spinacia oleracea (spinach), 934 nucleotides. RefSeq lists its product as uncharacterized. The transcript is spliced from 5 exons. NCBI's taxonomy places the organism in Eukaryota, Viridiplantae, Streptophyta, Magnoliopsida, Caryophyllales, Amaranthaceae. The record is from RefSeq and is a predicted model, not a curated record. The coding region runs from base 1 to 639 and encodes 212 amino acids.
AUGCGGCGAUUAAAUCUAGAGAUAGUGAAAGGAGAAUGUCUAGAAGGAAUGAUGAAUGCCUUAACUAUCCAACCGUCAAGGUUUGAUGAGAUCAAAGAGAAUCAGGCUAGAAAUCUUAAGCUAGAGCGAAUAAAGGAAAAGAUUUCGCAAGCAAAAGAGACGGAAGUUAAGAUCCACGAUGAUGGAAGUUUUAGAAUUGCAGCCUUGGGCCUUCUGCUAGCUGCUAGUCUGCUACUGAAUAAUCACAUACUGAGUGUUCUUAAUGUACAAACAUACAUUGAUCUACAAGUUUACCACCGCCUUCAGGCUCCAUCUCCUUCAUUUACCUGUACUGCUAAGAAAUUCUGCCAUUUCUCAAUGGAGAUGCAAGUUUCAUCACCUGCUAAUUUGUUUUCCCUUGCUGUUUGUGUCACUCUUACUCUAUCUCGCUACCGCUCUCUCCUCUCCAAUGUUAUAACACAUGUAACUUCUCUCAGAUUGCAGACCUUGUUCGACCAUCUGGGUGGAUUUUGUAUCUUCUAUUUUGCAAUUUUCGGUCUUGUGGAAGGUAAGGUUAUUGGUGUCAAGUCAAACAUCUCCCAAGUUGGUUUUGACAUUGACUCAAUCCGUGAGAUGAUAAAUGGACUGGUGGCCAUUUGAAGAUUAUGGCGGUGGAAGAAAAGAAUCAAGGGAUGCAUGCAUAGCUCCUUCAACUAUGAAGCUCAUAUUCUUGAAGUUAUAGGCUUUGAGUGACCUUCCUUUGUUUUGAAGAUGACAUUUUAGAAUAAUAAGUUGGAAUUAUCUAACAGACGUGAUGUUUUGGUAUUAAAUUUUUGUUUUGGAGAUACUAGCUAAUAAAUAGUUUCGAUAAUGUGUAAAUUUAAUUCGAUGAUAUAUUUAAAGUGAGUACGUAUUAUUAUAUAAAUUAAUAUAAUUAGCAUCGCUUUCGUUAUCA